CCUGGUUGAUUCCUUCCAGAGUUUGGCUCGGUUCCUGCAUCAUGUUGGAUCUGUUAAUGAUUUGCUGUUUACAAUGUUAACUCAGCUAUGAAGCUGCUUUCUCUUCCUGUGGUUCCGACUCGUCUGUAACUGGCCAAAGCCGUAUGGAUCAGCAGUUUUCCAGGAUUCCUGAGGAUUUUUCCGAACUUCUCCUCGGACUUUAGCUGCGUUUAGGUGCUCUUGUCCUGUCAGCAAGAAGCAGCUUCGACCCGAGGCUUUUAAAACAACCUGCGUCCAAUCAGAGUGCAGACUGAUGGAGGGGGCGGGAUCUGAACCCUGACCAACUGGUUCUGGUGAAGAUUUUCGUUUCUGGAUCAAACAGAACAGGUUCAGAAUCACCUGGAGCCACCGAGCAGCAGAGAGUUUCACCAGAAUGAGUCCAGACGGUUUCUGAUCUGUUCGUUCUGACAGGAAGAAGAAAAUGAACUGGAUCCUCCUGCAUGUGUCCCUACUGGUCCCUGCGGUCCAGAUGUCGGUUCUGAACGGUUCUACGGUGGACUGGACCCACUCCAACCUCAGCCUGCCCACUGCCAACACAACACGGGGAGAAGAGCUGACGGAUCAGUACCCGCUCAACAGAACCACAACCGCCGCUCCGCAGACAGGAAACCUGACCCUGCGCGUGACCUCUGACCCAAGAACUUCCACCAGGCAGACCUCCACCAGGCAGACCUCCACCAGGCAGACCUCCACCAGGCAGACACCUCAGGUCAAAGGGCCGUUUCCAGCGUGGGCCAGAGUCCUGCUGGGUUCUCUGGCGGUUCUGGUUCUGGUCACUUCUGGAGGCGUUUUCUGUCAUUUUAGGCACAACUUCAUGAGAGGUUACAUUAAAAGCAUUGAGGUGGACUCCGGUCAGCCGUUUGUCCUGCUGCCCUGCAGGACCAACGUUCGCCUGCCAAGUGACGCCAGGGUGGAAUGGACAGAUCGCCAUGGCAACAAGGUCCAUGUCUACCAGAACCACUGCACCGUCCCAGAGAAGCAGAUCCAGUUCUACAGAACCAGGACGGAGAUGAGCGUGGACCUGCUGCAGACGGGAGACCUGAGCCUGACGCUGAAGCUCCCCACAGGCGCAGACACGGACACCUUCACCUGCUGCGUCUACAGCCGCAGGAAACGCAUCCUGAUGAAGAAACAGGUUCAGCUGGAGGUCAAAGUCCAUCAGGUGGAGGUGUGUUCAGGUGCAGACAAAGUCCUGCUACCCUGCCAAACCUCAGCCGAGCUGUUCAAGUCUUGUAAAGUUGAGUGGAAGGACAGUGAAAACCGGAUGGUGCACGUGUUUCAGGACGGUUCUGACCAUCUGGAGAACCARGACCGGUUCUACAGGAACCGAACGGAGACAAACAAAGACUGGACACAAACUGGAGACCUCUCUCUGACUCUGAAACWCCUCACCUAYGAAGACAGCAACAUCUACACCUGCAGYGUCUUCAGCCCGGAGGGAAUCAUCCUGUACAAGAAGCAAGUUCAGCUCAAGGUCGAAGACUGUCAGGUGGAGGUGGAGGAAGGGGCGGAGUCAGUCCGGCUGCCGUUCAAAGUGGCGCCUGAACUCCUUAAAGGCGCCAGAGUUGUGUGGUGGCGCUACRACCCGAGACCGGUGGUGACUGUUCAUGCUUAUAGAUACCUUACUGAUCAGCUGCAAGAGCAGGACCAUCGCUAUAGAACCAGAACCAAGAUGAAUGAAGACCUGCCGCAAACCGGAGACAUCAGCCUGACCCUGAUCCGACCCGGCGCCGACGCCACUGAGAGCUACAGGUGUGGCGUCUGGAGRGGAACAAAGCUGGUGGCGUGGACCACGGUUCUGCUCAAAUUCAAAGGAGGAGUCCAGGAUCAGGAUGAAGAUCCUGGAAUCAGGGACAGAAGCGACUCCAUCGAUAUGACUCCGCUCAUGUCUGCUGAGUCAAACAGCUCAUUAUUUGACACUCUGACGUGACCCACUGUAGAAAAUGKGAUGUCACUUCCUCUCUCAGAGUUUUUUGGUGGAUUUAACUCUUCAAUUUUCACUUUGAGAGCAGUUGACAAAACAAAAGCACUUUCUAAAAUCCAGCAGGAAUUGAACCAACAACCUUCUUGCUUGAGAUUGGUUGACAUCAUCACUCCACCAUGAGAUCUUUUACUCUUCAAAUGUUUCUCGUAGCAAAUUUAUCUGUUAAUAUACAACAUCUCUGAGCCCGCUUUCUGUCAUCUUUAUUUCCUUGUGUAACUCGGUAAAAUCAGCCUUUUAUUAGGCCGUUUCCUCUAAAUGCAUCACCGUUAUGUUUAGUUUUUAGUCAUCAGAAUCACAUGAUCCAUUCAGCUGGUUUCUACUUCCAAACUACUUCCUGUUUCUUCCUUUUUGGUUCUAUUUGCACUAUAAGGCUCACAAAACAAAUGUGACUAAGAUCUGAUCCACAAGUGAGCCUGGAGCCAUGAAGUUUGUCAUGAACUGAACUGUAAAUGGAAUUGGUGAGCUGUGAAUAAAAUGUUUGUUUGUAGCUUAUGCUAAUUGGUUAGCUGGCCAUGUUAACUUUUUUUAUCUUCUAUGUUGAGUUGAACUUGGUAAAUUAAAUGCAUGCUGUGUAAUAUUAAAAAGGUUAACUUGAGUAAAAUUGAAUUACUGAUGACUGUUUAAAAAUGUCUGGUUCUAGCAGGAUGAUAUUUUACUAGUCCUGUUUGUUUUAAUGAAGUGGAAACUGAUCUUUUAAUGGGGAAAUUUGUGACUGUUUUUUUUACAUCUUAAAAAGACCUUGUGCACAUUAAUCUUGAAAGCUAACUGYAGUAUUGUGUAUAUAUUUCUGUUUAGUUUUUUUUAUGGUGUUCACUUAUAUUUUUCCAAAUACAUGGUACUGAAAACAAUAA
Messenger RNA from Poecilia reticulata (guppy), 2874 nucleotides. RefSeq lists its product as uncharacterized. NCBI's taxonomy places the organism in Eukaryota, Metazoa, Chordata, Actinopteri, Cyprinodontiformes, Poeciliidae. Gene Ontology annotation, cellular component: external side of plasma membrane. The record is from RefSeq and is a predicted model, not a curated record. Gene Ontology annotation, molecular function: signaling receptor binding. Gene Ontology annotation, biological process: T cell receptor signaling pathway; regulation of cytokine production.